AUGGAGGAUGCGGCACCGCAACUGGGUAGGAGGCAAGAGAAUGCUUCGAUUUCCCGAAGGGAAUUUGAUUGCAUUUACAAUUCCUUUUUGGUGGGUGGAGAUGACAAUGGUAAAAAUGAGCAUAAUAACGGUCAGUCAAAAAAUCUGAAAAAGCAUGCAUCCGGUGACCUUUCCAAAAACAAAUUUUUUUUUCGAUUGGAAAUGGGGCUUGUGGGUUUGGCAUCGUGCUUGAAUACGCUCUCGAAUAUCACAAUACACCAAAAAAGUCUGUUGGGACUCUCAACUGAGGCAACGGUGCCAGAACUAUCGUUUGUAAAUGAAGAGACCUCUUCAAGAGGUGAGAGUGUAAUAAUGGCACCGAAAGGCGGACAAACAGCAACAUCUUUUUCAAAAGUUGGGAAUUCAAAUUGUGAAUUUUCGACGUGCACAAUGCUGGAUGAUCCCGAAUCGAAGUAUGGAGAGAUGGGGGUUGAUACAGUUUGUCCGAAAGAGGUUGGAACGAUAGCUGAAGCAAGAAGAAAUGCCACUGAUUUGGAGUCUUUUGAAUUUACCCAAGAAAGGAUUUUUUUGGAGCGAGACCAUUUUUCUCGAACAUUAGCUGAAAUGGAGAAAGAGAUGGACGACUUAAAGAACACAUAUGAGCAAAAAAUUUCUCUUCUUCACGGCGAAAUUAGAGCUUUUCAAGAUAUGAUGGUUAAGCUUCGUGAGGUGGAGAAAGCCCAUCAUUUGGAGUCCGUUUCGGCUGUGGAGAAGAAUGCCCGAUACGAAGAGGAAAUAAUGACACUGCGCAAGCCACUUGCAAUUUCCACAGAAAAGGAACUCUCACCAAAGGCCAAAAUGGAAUCUGUGGAAAAGCACGAUGAGUCGCGGAUUAAAUCCCUGGAGGAUGCGUUGGCGGUUGCGACAAGGAUGAAUAUUUUUUUGCUGGAAAAUGCAGAGAGCCGUGAUGCAGCAUAUUUUAGUGCAGUGAAGGAAAUAGAUAACCUCAGAGGCAAAUUAACGCAGGCGAGGGAUGAGACAAGACAUGGGAAGGAGCUGUACGAGGAAAAGAUAAAAGCAUUGGAAGGCGAAAUUCUAUUUUUAAAGCCCUUUGAGGAACGUGUUGCUCUACUUGAGGAAAAAUUGCCGAGGUGUUCCCAGCAGGAGAACUUAGUGGUGAAUUAUGAAGAAGAGAUAAGGCAACUUAGAUCGGCUCUGAGCGAAGCGGAUAGUCUUGUAGUUACUCUCAAACAAGAGUGUGCAGUACUUUCUGCUGGUAUGAACCAAACGGGGACAAUUGAUAAUAGCAUUUGCAAUCCGUCUAAUGCCACCAUACACAAUAACGCGAGAGCCUCUGAUAAUUUCGAUUUUGCUGAGGGUUCCUCACGCGUGAUGACCUUAACACGUGAGAUUGGGCGUCUGAAAAAGGAGUGUAACGAGUACCGCGAUGCAUUGGAGACCUUGAAGCAGGACCACAGCAUUGAAACUGAAUUCUUAACAGCAAGACUAUUAAAGGCGGAAUCAGGCCUUUUGGCAUUUCCACAGAAAAAUGAGUCGCCGACGCUCCAGCGAGGAUCUCGAGCGAUGUGCGACGCGGCCACGCAGGCGGUGGUGGGCAAUGAUGACAUGGUGGGCAAGUUGGGGGAGAAAAGUGAAAGUGGUAAAAUGGGUCAAACGCCUGAGUUAUGGCCUCCCAUUCUUGUAGAGCUUUCCCCACGUGUGAAGGUUAGAAAUAAAGGUAUCAAGAAAUGA
Molecule: messenger RNA, 1731 nt
Organism: Trypanosoma cruzi
Lineage: Eukaryota; Euglenozoa; Kinetoplastea; Trypanosomatida; Trypanosomatidae
Exons: 1
Coding region: 1-1731 (576 amino acids)
Source: RefSeq, a predicted model, not a curated record